Harmonia axyridis is the source of this 1823-nucleotide messenger RNA. Its product is annotated as sodium channel protein Nach-like. Gene Ontology annotation, molecular function: ligand-gated sodium channel activity. Gene Ontology annotation, cellular component: membrane. The transcript is spliced from 8 exons. Lineage: Eukaryota; Metazoa; Arthropoda; Insecta; Coleoptera; Coccinellidae. The record is from RefSeq and is a predicted model, not a curated record. Gene Ontology annotation, biological process: sodium ion transmembrane transport. The coding region runs from base 257 to 1786 and encodes 509 amino acids.
UAUAAUUUGUAGUGUAAUCAUGUAUGUUAUCUAAGUAUUUUGAAUCGAGCAACCGUUCAGAACCGAAUCCUGACUAUAUUUAGGUUCAGAUGAAUUUCGACUCAAUGUUGGAGGAACUUGUGAGUGCCUGUUUCAGAUUGAGGUGUCGGUUCAUCUGGUACAAAAUUUAUCUCCUUAUAAUACUUAUGAUUUUUCAAUUUAUUCUAUAACUGAAAGGACUAUUUCCAAGAAUAAUCAAUUUUUCAGGGUGUUAUGGAUGAUUAUUGUUUCGGCAAGUUUCAUAGCGGCUGUAGUGCUCUUACUUCAAUCGAAAAGUUCAUUUGAAGAAAACCCCACUACUUUAGUUACUGAUACUAUACAUCAUCCAGUUUGGAACUAUCCUUUUCCAGCUGUUACACUAUGUAGUUUCAAUAAAAUAUCUAGAGAAAGGGCAUAUGAACAGGCCGAAUUGCUACCAAAUAAGCUCAAUUAUUCAACUAAUGAAAUUGCUGAACUGUUUCCUCUUUUGAGCUUGCUAUAUUUCAACAAUGAAGUCAGUGAAGAAGAAAACUUCAAACUGCUCAAACUCUCCGAAAUACUGGAUAGCAAUAAAGUGGAUUUGACCGUUUUGUUAAGAGCAGUAUUACCAUCUUGCAAAGACAUCUUGCUCAAGUGUAAAUGGAAAGAAGAGGAAAGGCGAUGUGAUACCAUGUUCGAAAAAAUAAUAACAUCGGAGGGGCAUUGCUGUUCUUUCAAUUACUACGCUCCAAAGAAUCAUGUUUUCAAGGGUUCUUAUCCCGCCAAGGCUCCUAAAAAACCACGCCACGUUUCGGCUUGUGGAUUCCAAACUUCUUUCGAAGCUAUUAUGGAUACAAAUUCUGAUGAUUAUUUUGCUACUGAAUCACUUGCAUAUGGAAUCAAGGUAUUCAUUCAUUCUUCUUACAACUACCCCGACUGGAGCUUGCAAACUUAUUUAGUUGGCAUAAAAAUAAUGGCUCUCAUAGGAAUGAACCCAACAUUAACACAUGCCGUACCUGAUAUAAGAACAGUUAGCGUCCAGCAGAGACUUUGUUACUUCAAAGAUGAAUAUCCACUACAGAAUUUCGAAUUCUAUUCUUAUCAAAACUGUCUAACUGAGUGCAGGAUGAAACUCGUCCUGAAGUUGUGUGGGUGUAUACCGAUAAUUUAUAUGAAUGAAAAUGGUCGUACCCACAUUCCUCGAGUUUGUACAUUGACUGAUUUGGGUUGUCUCCAAAAAAACAAACCUGUCAUCAAGAGUUCAAUACCUGGUGUUGAAAUACAAGUAAACAAUUUAACGGAAGAUUAUGUUUGGAACACGCAAGAUUACCCCUGUAAUUGCUUGCCAGAUUGCGAGUUUGUUGACUACGUCUUUGAAGCCUCUCAAGGAGUAUUGACUAGAAAAUAUUCCAAUAAUAAUCAGAGGAACCUGUAUGGCGGUUUGCAACUGAUCAACCACAGUGUCAUCAGAAUAUACUUCAAUGAUCUCAUUGGUACGAGAAAUAGGAGGAAUGUUUCUCACAGUUGGCAGACUUAUUUAGCUUUCUACGGCGGUAUUCUGGGUCUUUUCGUCGGUUUCAGUUUCAUAUCGGUCAUAGAAUUUGUGUAUUUUUUCGUGUUCAAAUUGAUGACAGACGCAAAGGAAAGGUUUAAAACAAAAAAGAACCAACUGAGAGAAAACGUUAAAGUUGCAGCAGCAUUCGAAAACCCUCUAAGACCCACACAGCGUCUGAGAAACAGACACUUUGUACAUCUGAAUGAUGAUUCUCCUCAAUGGUUCUUAGAUUGAUAACUUGACGAUUCAAUUAAAUAAUCAAAUAAAAAAU